CGGCCGGGCCGAGGGAGGGGACGGGAGCAGGGCCGAGGUGAUCGGGUCCUGACGGUGGGAGGUUGUCUCCGGUGCUUUGCCCCUGCUGUCUGUUCGCCGGACCGCGCGGGCACGGCAGCGCUCCGUGAGGGGAAAUGGCUCUGCUCUCCGAAGAGGCCAUGCAGUAGAUGUGGUGCUUAGUCAUGGCAUCAGAACUGUGUAAAACAAUCUCUGAGGCAAAGCUGGAAAGGCACAAGAAUUUGUUCUUAAAUUACCGAAAUCUCCAUCACUUCCCCCUGGAGUUACUGAAAGAUGAGGGGCUGCAGUACUUGGAGAGACUUUACAUGAAAAGAAAUUCCCUGACCACGUUGCCAGAAAACCUUGCACAGAAGCUUCCAAACCUCGUGGAAUUGUACCUUCAUUCAAAUAACAUAGUUGUUGUACCUGAAGCCAUUGGCUCCCUGGUUAAGCUGCAGUUUCUGGACCUGAGUGACAAUGCCCUGGAGAUCGUGUGCCCGGAGAUCGGCCGCCUGAGGUCCUUGCGGCACCUUCGCCUGGCCAACAACCAGCUGAAGUACUUACCUGCAGAGGUUGGAGACCUGCGGGAGCUGCAGACUCUGGACAUCUCCACCAACCGCCUGAUGACGUUACCCGAGAGGCUGCACAUGUGCCUUUCCCUGCAGUACCUGACUGCAGACAGGAACCACCUGUGGUCUGUGCCCCGCCACCUGUGCCAGCUGCCCAGCCUCAACGAGCUCUCCAUGGCUGGCAACCGCCUGGCGUUCCUGCCCCUCGAUUUAGGUCGUUCUCGAGAGCUCCAGUAUGUUUAUGUGGAUAACAACAUUCACCUGAAGGGCCUCCCAUCUUAUCUGUAUAAUAAAGUCAUUGGUUGCAGUGGUUGUGGUUCUCCAAUUCAAGUUUCAGAGGUGAAACUGCUCUCUUUUUCAUCAGGCCAGUUAACUGUGUUCCUGCCAGCAGAGGUGAAAUCUAUAGGGACAGAAACAGAUCAUGUCCUGCCUUUGCAAGAACUGGCCAUGAGGACCCUCUAUAACACCUACUACCGGUUUUUGAAAGAUUUAAACUUUCUGACUCCAAUCUCACUACCCAAAAGCCUCUUGGAGUUACUGCACUGUCCCUUGGGACACUGCCACCGCUGCAGCCAGCCUAUGUUUACCAUUGUCUACCCGAAGCUCUUUCCCUUGAGGGAAACUCCAAUGGCAGGAUUGCAUCAAGGGAGGACAACUGUUAGUUUUGUGGCAUACUGCUGCUCCACCCAGUGUCUGCAGACUUUUGACCUACUGAGUUGAUAAACAUUUCAACCUCCUCAGGAGUGCUGCCAGUGUAAAGCUGCGUUCGAUGCCGUGUCCCCCGUGGUACUGGAAUACUGUGUGUGCUUGUGCCAAAGCAGCAGAAGUGCCCAGUCAGGAACACUCUGAGGCACUUAAAUCCUGCCCUAUCAAAUCUGGAUGGACUGCAGGAACUUUUCAGAAGUGUAAAUACUGAGCUUUUAAAAGUAUUAAUUUCUUUCUCCUCCAAGGCAGCACACAAACCAAACACAUUCACAAGCUCUGACUUCAGGAUUUCCAGUAUUUUUCAAAUGUGCCUGAUUUCAGGUUGACCCAUUGCAUCAUUUGAGGCAGUAGCAUUCCUCUAACUGGAAAAAGAAAAGUUCAGUUAUGGCAAACAAAUUUUCACUUAUUCAUCCCUAUCUUCUUCCCCUGUACAGCUGCAAUCAGGUGUCUUGCUGUAAUCCUGCAGAAACCUUUGAUGGAUCCCAGUGACUUUUCCAUAGAAUUCAGCCUUACUUUGUCCCUCUCAUCUUAAUGUUUACUGCAGCAGAGUUAUCCCAGUUGUAUACCAAGUCUUUGACAGUUCUCUGUGGUAUUUAAAUCCACAUGCUAAAAGCAGAUCUUUCUUUCUAGUAUCAUUAAAUACCACAGUUAUUUAAUGGGAGUGACUAGGAUAUGUCUGGAGACUGAAGAUCCUGUUUCAGUGAAGGCUGGUACUGAUGCCUACACUAAGGGCUCUUGCUCCAGCAUGUUUGAGGGUGUGUUGUCUUUAUUUUCAUUGCUUUAUUUUUAGAAAUAGUUUUCCUUUUGUUCCAUGGAGUUCUUCAGGAAGAAGACAACUUUAAGUAUCAAUUUCCCUUGGAAAAAAUCCCACUAGUAAUAUGAUAGUAAACCUUUAUAUUUAUUGUAUUUUUACAGUUGCAGGCUAUAGAUCUUCAAAGAGCUGAUCUUUUUCUAGAUUCAGCAUUUGGCUAAUUUGUCCAAGUGUGUCAGUGGAUUGUGUGCCUUGGAGAAGGCUGGAAGUCCAGGAGCAGGUUGUAUCUCCAUGCACAGGUAUAUUUACAGACAUGGAUACCUGCACAGAAGGGCUGGGACAUUUGUUUUUAUACAUUAAUGGCAGAUCUGGUGCAAAUUGCCACUCACUGUCAUAUUUGUGGGAAUCUCUUUUUGUUACAUCUUGUUUAUUUUAAAUAAAGAACAAAGCAUGAAAAAAAGGCCCAAAA
Motacilla alba alba is the source of this 2491-nucleotide messenger RNA. It is a transcript of the gene LRRC28, whose product is annotated as leucine rich repeat containing 28. Gene Ontology annotation, molecular function: protein binding. The transcript is spliced from 10 exons. Lineage: Eukaryota; Metazoa; Chordata; Aves; Passeriformes; Motacillidae. The record is from RefSeq and is a predicted model, not a curated record. The coding region runs from base 168 to 1286 and encodes 372 amino acids.